This is a messenger RNA of Paracoccidioides lutzii Pb01, 678 nucleotides long. RefSeq lists its product as hypothetical. The coding region runs from base 1 to 678 and encodes 225 amino acids. The record is from RefSeq and is a predicted model, not a curated record. The transcript is spliced from 3 exons.
AUGACAGAUAGAUCCGAGACAACUCCCCUUCUCAUUGACGCGUCCGCCGGAGCUUCAACUGCAAACGAACAAAAUGAUGUUAUUUCUUACAGGCAGACCCCGGGAAGGCCCUUCUGUGGAACUUUUUACCUCACCUGGCUGUCCAUCAUCAUCUCGGUCCUAACCUUUACCUUCCUGUUCGCCGCGGUAAUAAUUAAUCAGUAUCCCUCUUCCCAAUAUAAGUUGGACUGGAGAGUAGAAGACGGUUGCGUUAUGAUGAUUGAACUGAGCGUUGCCGCGGCUUUCCUUAGCUUCCUCAACCUAGCCUACAUCUAUUUUCGUCAGCGCCCAAUGUGGCUCUUUCUCAACCUUGCAAUCGAUGCCUUUGUGAGCGGUUACUCCUUCGUCAUCGACAUUCAAGGCCUGCUGUUAAAUUCUAAACCUUGCCAACCUGGUCCCCGCUGUGGCGAGAUUUCAAAGAGAACCCGCAUGUUUGCUGGUAUUGGGCUCAGCUUUGGGUUGGCAUUGGGAUUCAUCCACCUGACUUUAUUUCUGAUCCGUUGUACUAUUGCUAUCCGUUCGCGGUCUGAGCACGAACUGCCCAGGUCAUUUCGAGCCCCCAAUGGGGAUCUUAGGCUGGAAUUCACAAUCAGAUUGUUGGGAAAUAAUACUCCCCCCGUAUCCAUACCGCCCGGAUAG